AGGGAUUCACUUUAGACAGUCUGACACUUACAAGCUCUUGCAAGGCUUCUUGUUAAAUCAAGAKAUCGAUAUUUUCAAAAUUGUGGACUCUUCAUCGCAAGUCAGAUAUUGAUCAUAUCGUUAUUUUAAGUUAAUCAGAUUACUUGGACAAAGGAAUUGUGGAGCCACACUGUUGGAACUAAGACCUUGUUCUUCAAAGAAAUCAUUCGUUGCUUCCGACUCGAAGUCUACCAAAGAUAGCCAAAUACAUCUUAAAAACAUUAAAAGUUUAAAAUAAAGGAAACUCCUGCCACAAGAACUUCAGAAAUUGUCAGAUGAAUGACGCUAAAGGCCAUUUGCAUACUGCUAAUGGCACUACGARAUAUUCUUUAAAUACUGAAAGAGUAGCAGAGCCCAUAUCUCGGGAAGAGAUCAACUAGCCAAAGAACAGUCAGGAAAAGAUCAACCCAGAUUUUUGAUUGAAAUAAUCAUUUAUAGGCGAUAUUAGCAACAUUGCUCUCCAAAACAUUGGCCAAUAUGUUCUGCUUUUAGAGAUCUUUUCAUAAGCUGUUAAUCAGAUAGACGCUGAUCAAGUUUUCUCUGCGGAUUAGCUAUAACUAUUAGAUAUCAUUAGCGCAUAUUUAUCAAAAAAAMMCCGGAUCGUUGACGUAGCCCUGCUCAAGUUCUUUGGCUUAUUGGUACCUCUGAUUAGAAAGAGAAUAAUAAGAAAACAUAACUAUUUAAGAAGGUGUAUGUUACGAUGGAUAACAACACUACAGCAGCACAUACGUGCCGUCUAUAUUCUCUUGACGAGAAAACAGCUGCGAUCGUCAAAACUGUCUCUCUGGUGAUCUUAGGUUUGUUGGCAAUUGUCAGUAACAUCCUGAUCCUGGCUGUKCUUGUGAAAAACAGAGAGAUGAGAACUACAACUAAUAUCUUCAUUGCAAAUAUGGCAGUGUCGGACUUGAUGUUUGGAUUGAUGGUUAUUCCCAAAGAAAUCGCUUUGCAACUAUCCAACCACUUAUGGCUUGUGGGUGGAGACUUUGGUUCGUUUUCCUGUAAGUUUGUCAUCUUUGUUCAGGACGUGUCUAAUGCUGUGUCCGUAUUUAGUCAUAUUGCUAUAGCAAUAGAACGCUUUUAUGCUGUAGUAUUUCCGCUUAGAGCUCGGAGGUCUGGGAAAUACCUUCGUAUCGUGGUUGUAGCAGCAACUUGGUUUGUUUCGACCGCCAUCUAUUCUAUCUAUUUCUAUAACUUAAAGAUCGUACCUGUAGGCGAUGGAUACCGCUGUAUCAAAGACUGGGGCGACGCAUUCGGGGACCCUGAUGAGGUGGACAGAAACCAUUACUUAGUGUCCUUCUCAAGUCAGUACGCUUUGCCUGUCAUCAUAAUUGCUAUGUUAUACUGCAUUGUAUUAUACAAACUAAAUUGUCGACAAGUURUUGGCAAUGACUUUACGAUGAGGUCAGCUCGUGAAGCUCUUCAAAACAAGCGUGUUGUKCGACUAGCAAUCUGUAUCGUAUGCACGUUUGUCAUCUUGCAGGCUCCUCUACAUAUUGUUCUCUUUCUCUUCUUCUUCAAAUGGAAAGCGAAUGCACCCUGUGGCUGGCARAACCUGUUUUUUUCAGCGUUCUUCUUGACGUGGUCGAGCUGCUUUACAAAUCCUCUGAUUUAUUUUAUCUUUAGUGAGAAUUACCGCAAUGGUUUAAAGAAUCUUUUGGGGAAUCGCCUUGUAAUCCAUCCUCGGAUCCAUCCACGUCUUCAGGUGGGUGAGACGACGGAAGGAGGUUCGGUAGAGUCACGCACAAGAAGCACUCGCUUGCACAGAAAUGAGAGGUCAAACGAAGAAACAGUCGCUUAAACAAAACUAAUUCCAGUGGCGGAUUCAGGGGGGUUCCAUGGGUUCCUAGGAACCCCCCUCACCAAGUAUAAAAAA
Exaiptasia diaphana is the source of this 1912-nucleotide messenger RNA. Its product is annotated as QRFP-like peptide receptor. Gene Ontology annotation, biological process: G protein-coupled receptor signaling pathway. Gene Ontology annotation, cellular component: membrane. Bases 740 to 1837 code for a protein of 365 amino acids. The transcript is spliced from 3 exons. Gene Ontology annotation, molecular function: G protein-coupled receptor activity. NCBI's taxonomy places the organism in Eukaryota, Metazoa, Cnidaria, Anthozoa, Actiniaria, Aiptasiidae. The record is from RefSeq and is a predicted model, not a curated record.